AUGAACCUAUUCCUCGAUCAUAUCACUCCCUCCAAUCUCCUGCCCGCUUCCAUUCUCAUUGCUCUCGUUGUCAUACCUUUCUCUACCAUAUGCGUUGGUAUAUCCCUAAGGACAAAGAGUCGUCGCUUCCCAUUGCCCCCAGGUCCGAAGACAUCGUGGUUUGGGGGAGUUACAUCGCUCCCCACGUCCACACCAUGGCGCACAUAUGCUGAAUGGCGGCACGUAUAUGGUGACAUUAUAUAUAUCCAUGCUUUCGGAAAUCCCAUCAUCAUCUUGAAUUCAGCCCGAGCAGCAUUCGACCUACUCGAAAAACGAAGCGCGACGUAUUCUUCGAGACCAGUGCGAACCAUGGUUCAAGAGAUAAUGGGCUUUGAUUGGAUUUUUUCCGCAAUGCCGUAUGGGUCAUCUUGGCGGAAGCAUCGAACAUUGUUUCAAAAACAUUUUCAUGCUCAUUCAUCGCCACACUAUCAGCCCAUACAGUUGAAGGAAACGCAUGCGCUUCUUCGAAAUCUGAUUUAUCGGCCUGAUCGACUAGAACAUCACAUACGAAGAAGUGCGGUGGCUCCAGUGAUGCAAAUUUUGUAUGGACACGAUAUUCCAGAGGAAGGAGACAUCUACGUGACUCUCGCAGACCAGGCGAUGACAUCCUUCGGCAAGGCAGGUCUGUUUGGAACGUAUCUGGUCGACUACAUUCCUCUUCUCAAACAUGUUCCGAGUUGGUUUCCUGGAGCAUCCUUCAAGAAACAGUCAAGACAAUGGCGGCGAGCGUCACGGGCUAUGAUCGACCGCCCUUUUGACAUGGUCAGACAGCGCAUGGAGUCGGGAACUGCCAAACCCUGCUUUACAACGUCAGAACUCGACGAGUGGGUGAAGUCUGGGAGAGAUCCGGAGUAUGCACGGUUGAUCAAGGGCGUUGCAGGAACAUCUUAUGCUGCUGGUGUUGAUACGACUGUGUCUGCGAUUCUAUCGUUUUUCUUAGCAAUGAUGCUUCACCCGGAGAUCCAACAAAGAGCACAGCAAGAUAUAGACAGCGUGGUAGGAUCGGAUCGCCUCCCGCAAUUUUCUGAUCGAAAUGCCCUUCCAUAUCUGGACUUUAUUGUUGCUGAAUGCUUGCGAUGGAAUCCAGUUGGACCAUUGGGCGUUGCACAUUAUGUGACGGAAGACGACGUCUAUGAAGGAUACACAAUACCGAAAGGCACGACAGUGCUACCUAAUGUCUGGAGCAUUCUUCAUGAUGAGGCGACUUAUCCAGAUCCUAUGACAUUCAAGCCUGAGCGUUUUGAAGACCAACAUAAGAAUGUAGCGCUUGGUAUCAACCCUUUACCGGAAGUGGCCUUCGGGUUCGGACGACGGAUGUGUCCUGGCCGUUGGCUUGUCAACGAUACCAUCUGGAUCACGAUUGCGUCCGUGUUAGCGGUAUAUACGCUCCGCAAAGAAGUAAACGAGCACGGAAUUGUGAUCGAACCCGAUACAGAAUACACAACGGGUUUAGUGAGCCGACCAAAACCGUUCAAAUGUGUCAUCGUCCCGCGUUCAGAAUCUGCACUCACUCUCGUUCGACAAACAACGGAGGAGCCACAAUUCUGAAAUACUAGUAGUUUGCGCUAUGCCAUCAACAUCAAACAGGUCCGAAGAUUGUAAUGAUUGUAUUGACAAUGUCUGAAUACACAUAAUAAUUAUUAGCUGACUGGUG
This is a messenger RNA of Heterobasidion irregulare TC 32-1, 1693 nucleotides long. RefSeq names its product cytochrome P450 monooxygenase 63 (gene cyp63). The record is from RefSeq and is a predicted model, not a curated record. The coding region runs from base 1 to 1587 and encodes 528 amino acids. NCBI's taxonomy places the organism in Eukaryota, Fungi, Basidiomycota, Agaricomycetes, Russulales, Bondarzewiaceae. Gene Ontology annotation, molecular function: monooxygenase activity; iron ion binding; heme binding. The transcript is spliced from 11 exons.